UUUAAAACUGUAUUUGGUUCCCACACUUAAAUCGAAAAGUAUAAGGUACGCCAAAAAAAAAAAGAAACUGAGAUGCAUCCAGUAUCAGAAAUGGCUCUGAAUCAUCAUCAGGAAGAGUUUUUCUCGCACGCGUCCAACAAUUACGUGAUAUUGUCCACGACCACGGCCCAACCGACAAUGAAAACCGUUACGGACGUAAAAAGAGCCCUCGCGCCUGCCCCUGCUACCCUCAAUACGACUAGCAACUCGGAUUAUCAGUGUGGCAAAAAGAAAGUACAAUCGCUUCAAUCGGCUUCGGUUGCGAGAAGAAACGCGCGCGAAAGGAACCGCGUAAAACAAGUAAAUAACGGUUUCGCGGCCCUCAGGUCUCACAUCCCCAACAAUAUACUGUCCAACGUAUUGUCUCACGGAGGUGGAAACAGCACCGGCCGAGGAAUGAGCAAGAAACUGAGCAAAGUGGAAACUCUCCGAUUAGCCGUUCAGUACAUCAGGAGUCUCCAGCAACUCCUGCAAGAAAGUGAAAGUGGAGAAGACUCGGCGCAUCAGAUCGCCAAACAGGAGAUGCCCGACUGCGAUGGCGACUUUUUGUCCAGUCCUUCGCAUUCGUAUUCUUCGCAGUCUGUACUGCUGAAAUCAUCGCCCCCGUCGAAUUCUUCCUCUCCCACGCCGUCACAAAGUUCCAGCUAUAGUGCCAAUAACUUGUACUUGAGUGAAAAUUGCGAAAACUUUCAACCUCAUAGCCCAGAGGACGACGAGUUACUGGACGCUAUCUUCUCCUGGCAACAUCACGAAUGAUGAUUCGGAUCUACGAAAAUAUCGUAAUUUAAGAAAUCAGUGCCUUCAGUCCUAUGCUGUGUUUAUAUUUAAUAAGACUUGCUUCAAUUGAUUUCUAAUGUUAUCUAGUCAAUAUUUUUACGUAGAAUGUAAAUAAAUAUAAAUUUUAUUGUACAAAAGGGUAGAUGU
Agrilus planipennis (emerald ash borer) is the source of this 963-nucleotide messenger RNA. RefSeq names its product achaete-scute complex protein T3-like. Gene Ontology annotation, biological process: developmental process; regulation of transcription by RNA polymerase II. Bases 73 to 795 code for a protein of 240 amino acids. Lineage: Eukaryota; Metazoa; Arthropoda; Insecta; Coleoptera; Buprestidae. The record is from RefSeq and is a predicted model, not a curated record. The transcript is spliced from 2 exons. Gene Ontology annotation, molecular function: RNA polymerase II transcription regulatory region sequence-specific DNA binding; protein dimerization activity; DNA-binding transcription factor activity, RNA polymerase II-specific.